CACAGACACAACAAACAAAGCAAAAAAAAAUAAAAAAUCGCACGUUUCUUCUUCUUCUUCUCUCUCGCAACAAAUCUGUAUUAGGGUUUUUGAGAAAUCUUCAUUUCGUGAUUUUGAAAUUUAUUUGUAUUUGAUUUUGUUGUUGCUUUGGAAUCAUCUGCAACCACCAUGAUUUCUGAUUCGAUCACCAACGCUUCUGCUACUUCAGCUCCAACCGCCAGGGAUUUCGGAAAAAAGAAAAGGACGAACAGGUCGGCCAAAUUGAAACAGAGCAAGCUAGGUCUUCGUCGUGAACAAUGGCUUUCUCAAGUUGCGAUGAUUAACAAAGGGGAUAAGGAGGAAAUGGAAUCCAAUCGAAGAAUUGGGAGUGAAAAGCCUGAUCAGAGAGAUCUUCCGCGUCCGGUGGAGAAUUUAGAUGAGGAUAACAAUGGAACACAUCGUCAUGAGAGCUUUAUUGAGUCACUUUCUAAUAGCCCUAACAGUAUUCUUAGUGGCAUGAAUUCAAUUCCUAAUUUUAGCAGCAGCAGUAGCAGUGGAAGUGGUGGCUCUUGCUCUGGUAAUAUAACAGAGGAGGAAGAUGCUGAUGAUGAUGGUUGUUUGGAUGAUUGGGAAGCUAUUGCUGAUGCUUUAGCUGCUGAUGAUGAAAAGCAUGAGAAAGAGAAUCCUCCUGAGUCUUGCCAAGAGCAUGAGGAUAUCAAGCAAUCAGCUUUAAUCGGUGGAGCUGAUGUGGUUUUAAGGGAUGCAAAGGCGGAUUCUCAGAGAAGGAAGCAAAAGAGUAACCAGGCGUGGAGGCCAGACGAUAAGCUCCGUCCUCAGGGUCUGCCUAAUUUGGAAAAGCAGCGUAGUUUUCCGGUCAUGAAUUUGCAUUUUAGUUCUGUGACUGUGGUGCCAUCUUCGUGCCCUAUUUGCUACGAAGAUCUUGACUUAACAGACUCAAAUUUCUUGCCAUGUCCUUGUGGAUUCCGGCUUUGCCUUUUCUGCCACAAGACGAUAUGCGAUGGAGAUGGGCGUUGUCCUGGUUGCAGAAAGCCUUAUGAAAGGAACACAAUCAAGUUUGAAGCUAGUGUUCAAGGUGGUGGUCUGACUAUUCGGCUUGCUCGUUCGUCUAGCAUGUUUUGCAGGUCAUGAAGAAAGGAUGUGUGGCUUUUCUCGGCCUGUGUCUGUUUGUUUUCUCUCUUCUUCAUUGUUUUCCUCGCAUGUUCUACGUUUUUCACCUGUCUUUAAAACUCUUUAGAUAUGGGUAUAGGGAUUUGUCUUUUGGCAACUGAGAACUAUGUUCUAUGUUCUUCUAUGUCAAUGACUCUUCUUCAUCUGAAACAUGUGGUGGUGGUGGUGGUGGUUAUGUAGAGUGGUGUGUGAGUACAUAAGGUGGUACACGAAUUUCAAAUACAUAAAAGUUGCAAUAAGUCUCUUUCUCAUAGCCUGCGAGAACCUUGCUUAUCUGUAAUACUCUAAAGGUAUCAUUUUAUGUCGUCUGUUAUUUUAAGGUGGCCAUAGAUGUUAUAUCAUUCUACUUGAUUCUAUGUUGAGCGACUAAAUACAGCAUAUAGACAGUCAAGUUUGGUUAUAUAUAAAAUUGACAUUCGCGCGAAAGAGUUGAAGAUUACUUCUAUUGUCUGAUUCUUUUGUGAAUGAUCUACUUCCUCCUUAGCUAUAUGGUAUGCAUCCUUGAGUUGAUUAUACUGAUGCAGGAUUCUGGUGGAACGCAAAUCUAACAGGAACGUCUUGGUAAUGUGAUUACUCUUUUAUUUACUUGUGUUUAGGAGACAUACUUGAGUCAAACUUUCAUAUCGAGCUAACUAGCAUACAGAGGGGCAUAGGGCAAGUUUCAAAUUUUGUGUUUUAAUCGUUUUCUUCUUUGGUUAUGUAGUAGCUAGAACUUGGAGCGUUUGCACAGCCACUUGUUUUGAGGUAUAGAGGUUAGUAAUGUUAUAAACAAUUGAAGUAACCUCAGGCUCUAUUCUGAUGACAUUCUGGUCCUCUUUCCUUCUGUCAACACUAAGGAAGAUUGUUUGUUACUGGUUCAUGCUAUUCGAGAUGGCUUUAGGCUUUAGAAUAAUGUAUUUAUUCUAAGAUCAUUGUAAAGUGGAAACCAAAUUUGACAUUAGAAUAGAG
This is a messenger RNA of Arabidopsis thaliana (thale cress), 2115 nucleotides long. Its product is annotated as RING/U-box superfamily protein. Lineage: Eukaryota; Viridiplantae; Streptophyta; Magnoliopsida; Brassicales; Brassicaceae. Gene Ontology annotation, molecular function: ubiquitin-protein transferase activity. The coding region runs from base 169 to 1128 and encodes 319 amino acids. Gene Ontology annotation, cellular component: CCR4-NOT complex. The record is from RefSeq and is marked reviewed. The transcript has 3 exons.